Messenger RNA from Leptonychotes weddellii (Weddell seal), 2360 nucleotides. The record is from RefSeq and is a predicted model, not a curated record. NCBI's taxonomy places the organism in Eukaryota, Metazoa, Chordata, Mammalia, Carnivora, Phocidae.
CUGGCCACCCCACAGGCCUUUGCGCGAAACCCUUCCCUGGUGUGGGAGUUCUACCACUAUCGGCGGGAGGUCAUGCUGAGCAAGGAGCCAAACCCGGGGCACCUGGCCAUCGCUGAAUGUGAGGCCCGGCUGCGCGGGCAGGGGCGACGAGUCAUGGUCAUCACACAAAACAUCGAUGAGCUGCACCGCAGGGCUGGUACCAAGAACCUUCUGGAAAUCCAUGGUAGCUUAUUUAAAACUCGCUGUACCUCUUGUGACAUUGUGGCUGAGAAUUACAAGAGUCCAAUUUGUCCGGCUUUAUCGGGGAAAGGUGCUCCAGACCCUGAAGCUCAAGAUGCCAGAAUCCCAGUGGAGAAACUUCCCCGGUGCGAAGAGGCAGGGUGCGGGGGCCUGCUGCGACCUCACGUGGUGUGGUUUGGAGAAAACCUGGAUCCUGCCAUUCUGGAGGAGGUUGACAGAGAGCUGACCCUCUGUGACUUAUGUCUAGUGGUGGGAACUUCCUCCGUGGUUUACCCUGCCGCCAUGUUCGCGCCCCAGGUGUCUGCGCGGGGAGUGCCAGUGGCCGAAUUCAACAUGGAAACCACCCCUGCCACCAACAGAUUCAGGUUUCAUUUCCAGGGGCCAUGUGGUACCACUCUUCCUGAAGCCCUUGCUCCUCAUGAAACUGAAAAUGUUUCUUAGUCGCCCUGGGGAAAGAAGAAAUUGUAGUAUGUCUAAGUACCAGGCCACAAACAGAGGAGAACCAGUCAUGGGGACGGUGAGCUAAAUACUGGAAAAUCUAAAAAUACCCUCCGAUUCCCUGGCUGGAAUCCCACCUGAUAAAUGAUGGGGGCCUAGAAACAACAAUAUUCUUAGAAGAAGUCAGAGAACAGUUAAGUUAAUGCAUCUUAUUUUGUGUGGACUUAAACAUAAGAUAUCUUUUAUGUAUUUGGUUGGUUACUGGAAAGGGAAAAUUUUAUAAUUAGAUUAUCUUUUAAAAAAGUAAUUAUCCUGAUUGAAUUGUUGCGAUCUGGACACACAGAGAAGUAGAGGGGUAAAACCUUGGUAUUUCUGAUUUUUGCCAAGUUUUGAUGGAAAACAAAAUCACUCUCUACAGUAGGUCAUUUAUUGUAUAAAGAUCUUACCCCAAGAGAUGUCUUUGUUGGGGGCUUUUCCUGUUCAGUGUUUACCGUGUUUGGCUGCCUUACCUCGCAGUGUGUGGGAUAGCUUACGACAAGAACUCAUGCAAGGAAGGAAGAGAAAAGUAGCAUCAAGAUAGAAAAUCAGGAUGAGUAAAAUAAAUGAUGCAAAUAUAUGGACUCCAAGGAUAAACACAGCUGCCUAAAAUUGAGCACUGGCCUCCUUAGCAGCCAAAGAGGACAGGGAGAUGUGAUGGCUGACUAUUUAUCGAUAUCACAAACACAGAAGCAUUACGGUCCCUGCGGGGGCCCCACCAAGCUUUCCCAGACACUGAAUUCUGAAGUCUGUGGUUUUUUUUUUUUUUCCCCACGAACUUUAAAAAAUUACCCUCAUAUUACCUUGGAAUCAAGUAGUAAGAAUAGAGCUCUCUGCUCAAGCCUCACUACUGAAUGCAGCCCCCAGGGCCCUAGGAAUGGCUGCUGUGUGGUCUGACUGGGAGGAGUGGCCUUUAGUAAAGAGCGUAGGGAGGUCAUAUAUGUGCAGGUCCCUUGGAUCAGAUCAGCUCCCUGGGUGAUUACACCUCUGGGCCACAUUACCUCAGCCCCUUACAAAAUUACAUUUAAUGCUACACCCUGGGCUUUUGUAGAAGCAGGCAAGACGCAGUCACAUAAAACUUGGUCAUAACUUUUAAUAAAUCCCAAAGGUUCUUUGCAGGAGCAAGAGGGAUGUUCAUAACUUAAAAGGAGUAGGGCUCCUGAGGGCUCGAUUCACACUUUGCGGGAGUGGGUCAAGGCAUGUACACAGAGGGGGCCUCUUAUAAUGCAAUUUUUCUACCUGAAAUACCAUCAUUCACUGUUAAUAGGUUUGUUGGGCUUCUCAAAGUUAAAUCCAUACAUUUUCCUAGUGUUAGCAAUGAUGAAAGUCAGCACACUGAGCGAGUCUGAUUGUAUUUUUAAUCUGUAAUUUCCAUCUGACCAAGGCCCCGAUAUUUCAUAACUGUUCUUUGUAACUCCUCUCAUCCUGGGCCUUUGGUACCAGCAGCUUUUUUUUUUGGUUGGUUUUCGUGUUUUGCCAUUUUUGUUCGUGUUUUGGUUUCGUUAGAGAAGAUGAAAAAUUUGAAAAUGCAAACUAUAUGUGAUAUUUAAUUCAAUUUAGUAUUUACUGAAUGUCUACCCUAUGAUAGACAUUAGAAAUAAAAUGAUCAGUAAGAUAUGGACCUUACCCUCAAGGAGGUCACGGAA